This is a messenger RNA of Linum tenue, 1188 nucleotides long. The record is from the annotation of a GenBank genome assembly. Lineage: Eukaryota; Viridiplantae; Streptophyta; Magnoliopsida; Malpighiales; Linaceae.
AUGGUUUCGUCGGAAGGUGAGUGGGAUCUGGAUCGCAUUGCAUAUUACUUACCCCGUGAUUUUGUUUUGCAGGUAGCAGGCACGCCCGUACCUAAGGAAAGUCUUGGUGAGGACGAGCUCGUGUGGGGACUGGAGCCAGAGGGGCAAUUCUCCCUCAAAUCUGCCUACAACCUUGUGGCGGAGAUCAACAAAAGCGAGGAAGCCAGCCCGUGGAAGACUAUUUGGAGGUGGCCAGGACGGAGCCGAGUGCGCCAUUUCCUGUGGCUUGCGUUGCACGAUCGAUUGUUGACAAAUGCUGAGCGCGCCCGCCGCCACAUCGCCGACAACCCAUUUUGCCAACGCUGCAGAGGAGACCCGGAGACCUUGGACCACGUCCUCCGGCAGUGCCCUUUCGCUAAGGAAGUGUGGGCGGAGGUGCUCCCCGCAGCGCUCCGUCCGGAUGACAGCCGCGACAUUAAGACCGGGUUAACAGAGUCACUCAAGUGCCCCCUCAGCCAGGUUCGUUUUGGUUUUACGUGUUGGUUCCUUUGGCGUGCACGGAAUGGUUUCAUUUUUUCAGACAUCGUAGAAGCCCCUAACAAGUUAUCGCAAAGGAUCCUCGCCUGGGAGGUCGUCGCUCAGCAGAGUAAGCAAGCGGAUCAAAAUCUUUCACUGGGGAGGUCGGGGUCGCGUCGAGACGUGGCUGUGGGGUGGAGACCGGCCCCGACAGGGUUGAUCACAGUGAACUCUGAUGGGUCGCUCUUGCGGCCCUCAGGGUCUACCGCUGCAGGAGGAGCGCUUAGAGACUGGCAGGGUCGCUUGUUAGGGGCCUAUACGAUGAACCUGGGGAAGUGUACCAUCACCCGUGCAGAGAUCUGGGGGGCAUUGAAGGGUCUUGAGCUUGCUUGGGAAGCAGGGCAUCGACAAGUGGAGCUCCAGCUCGAUUCUAGAACGGAGAUGUCUCUUUUCCAGGAUUCGGGACAACACAACCACCAGCAUGCCAACCUUACCUUAUCGUUCCAGGCCUUGCUUCGUAGGGACUGGGAUGUGCGUAUCACUCACAUUUAUAGGGAGGCCAACUUUUUGGCCGACUGUCUUGCUCACAAGGGGCACUCUCUGACCCCGGGCUUUCACUUUGUUCCUGUUUCGGACCCUGAUGUUUGUCAUUGGACCUUGUUUGACUAUGUUGGCGAUUCGAUCGAUUUAUGA